Molecule: messenger RNA, 1557 nt
Organism: Penicillium samsonianum
Lineage: Eukaryota; Fungi; Ascomycota; Eurotiomycetes; Eurotiales; Aspergillaceae
Gene: sclB
Exons: 2
Coding region: 1-1557 (518 amino acids)
Biological process (GO): regulation of DNA-templated transcription
Molecular function (GO): DNA-binding transcription factor activity, RNA polymerase II-specific; zinc ion binding
Source: RefSeq, a predicted model, not a curated record
AUGCAAUCACUCGUGCUUCACCCCCCGAGCCUCACUAUCUCCCAGUUCGGACAACCCCGAUUCAACCAGGGCCCAGAGCGGCUGCCGUUGAAUCGAUCUUGGUCCCCCAAUGCUCGAGGGUGUAGCCCCCGGGCUCCUAUACCCCAUCAAUCUAUGUCUGGGUCGCCUCCAGCAAAACCCUCGGAGCCAUCCGCAGAGAUCAAGCCUCGGGGAUAUCCUUCCUCUCCCGUAGUCACGGCUGAGCGGUCUGUUGUGCCUGCAUUGGAGCUAUCGCAAGUACCGGUUAAUGAACCACUGCCACGGUUGGGAUAUAACGAACAGGGACCGGUAUAUGCUGGAUCUCCACCACUACCAGGAGCGCCGCCAUGUCCACUCCCAACACUGGAUCCAACACACCCCACAGGUCGCUCACUGGCACAGAAAUCAACCCGACGUACAAAAGCCCAUGUGGCAUCGGCUUGUGUCAAUUGCAAGAAAAAGCACCUUGGAUGUGACCCGGCCCGUCCAUGUCGAAGAUGUGUGCUUGGUGGAAAAGCGUCAACCUGUGUGGAUGUCACGCACAAAAAGCGAGGACGACCCCCGUUGAAAGCAGAGGAUUCAUCUCUCCGGUCCUAUACCACACAUUUGGAUAACCCGACUAUCCCAGCGGAGGCCCAACCAACCAUGCCCCCGCGGCGGACCACUAUGCAUCGGGCCACCUCUUCACGAGAACUACGGCCCAUGACGGAUCUACAGGGAUUGGGAGAUGUAAGCUCAGGAGUACGGACACCACAUCGGUGGUCCGCUUCGGUAUUUCCUCUGACGCGGCCUAUGGACCCCUCCCCUACGGUCCCGGGUGGUAUGAUUCGACGCCCAUUCUCUUCAUCUGGACCGCCAUCGCAUUCAGUACCAACACAUCCACAUGUACCUUCAUCAUACAUGCCAAUGGCAGGGUUCAAUCCAGUCAUAAAAGGUAACACGAUGUCUGGUGGGAUGGAGCGGCGAUUCCCAACAUACGGCAUCCCAUCAUUACCACCACCAACAUCACCUCCGCAACAUCAGCCUCCACCAGUCGGUGUGCCCUUUCUACCAUAUACUGAAACGCCCGGCAAUCCUAUCCGCCCAACAGCAAAUGAUCCACGAGUAUCGCUAUCACCUCGGGACCCAUAUAACAUCGAAUCCCCAGUCCGACUCCCUCCAAUCCACCAGGCCACAACCGGGCCACCACCCCCUCCCCACCAUGUCCAUCGCCUGAGCGACCCGUACCCAAUGAAUUGGACUCUCCCAGGCCGAGAAGAAUCCCUUCACGACUCCCGCGCUCUACCUCUCCACAGAUCUGCAGGUCCGGUCUUCAACUACUCCCUCCCCCACCAACGCUCCUCCUCCAUAACAAGUGCAACCAUGGACCCCAUACCUCGCCACCUUGGGCCCGUGGAAUUGCCAUCCCCGAUCCAGAUGACAUCCGGCCUCUCGCCUACCAUGACGAGGGCUGGGCCACCCAGCACCGAAGCUGAAGGUCACGACAACAGACCCAUCAAACGGCGCAAGAUGGCUUUGGAUGACAUGGUCAACGGCUGA